CUUCACACUUCAAAAAUCCUAAAACCCCUCUCAUUAUUCUCUCUAAAAAUCUAAACAACAAUUCUAGUGCUUAUCAUCAAGUUCAUGGAGCAGGAAAAUAAUCUAGAAACAGAGUACUCUUCAAUUGGAAAUUCUACAUUUCUCAAUAAUCCAAACAUCUUUGAUAGUCUUGAAAAAGAUUAUUCAUUAGGGUUGUUAUUAGAAACUGUGUUUGAUGUUCAUCAAGAUUGUGAUUAUACUAGUACAACUACUAGUUCCAUUUUUGAUUUGCUAAUGAUGCCACCUCAUGAACCACAACCUAUUGUUAAUCCAAUAUCUCCAAUCAUUACUUCCACAUUUCAAGAAUCAUCAAAUGAGUUGAUUAAUAUUCCUGUGACCCCUAAUUUAUCAUCAAUUUCUUCAUCAUCAACUGAAGCUACUGAUGAUAAUCAGCAGAUUAACACAGUAAACAAACAACAUGAUGAAGAGCAAGAUGAAGACAAGUACAAGAAACAGUUAAAACCUAUUAAGAAGAACCAAAAGAAGGAAAGAGAGCCAAGAUUUGCAUUCAUGACGAAGAGUGAAAUUGAUCAUUUGGAUGAUGGUUUUAGAUGGAGGAAAUAUGGCCAGAAAGCAGUAAAAAAAAGUCCCUUUCCAAGGAGCUACUAUCGUUGCACAACUGCAUCAUGUGGUGUAAAGAAGAGGGUGGAAAGGUCAAUUCAAGAUCCUUCAGUAGUUGUUACAACUUAUGAAGGUACACACACACAUCCAUGCCCCGUGAUGCCUCGUGGGUACGUCGGUGUUCUUCCACGAACCACCACAUAUGGUGGCGGUUCGUGGCAGAAGCAACCACUCCCUACUACAACUUUACCUUUAAAUAAUUCACUCCAAGAAACAAGGUUCUGGACUUCUUCCUCGUCGGAUAUAGAUCAUGGACUUCUUCAAGAUAUGGUGUCAUCAGAGUGAGAGAUGAAAAGAGAUCCUAUAGAAGAGUAGGAGCCUGUUUAGAUGGGCUUAAAAUAAGCAGCUUAUAAGCUGGAAACAGUUUCUAGCUUAUAAGUACAAAAAAAAAAAAAAAAAAAGUUGGGGUAGGCUAACUUAUUUUUUUCGGCUUAUAAGCUGCUUUAGAUAAGCUAAGCCAAACGGGUCCAAUUAUUUUUUUGGGCUUAUUUUUUGCACAAAAUGACUUUAAGCUGGCCAGUCAAACACUCAAAAAAGCUGAAAACAACUUAUAAGCCAAUCAAAACGGGCUCUAGGAAAGUACCUUUUAUCUUAUUGUACAACGACUAGUUUUUAGCUUAGUUAACGGUAGCAAGUUCUUUUGAUAAAUGGUGUUAUUCUUUCAUGUUGUAGAAUUCUUUGUACUUGAAUAUAUAGUUUCGAAUAUUUUGGUUUUUGUAUA
Messenger RNA from Lycium barbarum (goji berry), 1381 nucleotides. RefSeq names its product probable WRKY transcription factor 48. Lineage: Eukaryota; Viridiplantae; Streptophyta; Magnoliopsida; Solanales; Solanaceae. The transcript is spliced from 3 exons. Gene Ontology annotation, molecular function: sequence-specific DNA binding; DNA-binding transcription factor activity. The record is from RefSeq and is a predicted model, not a curated record. Gene Ontology annotation, biological process: regulation of DNA-templated transcription. Bases 85 to 945 code for a protein of 286 amino acids.